CCUUUCUCUCUUUCCUUCCUUUUUCGCUCAAAAAUAUAUUUAUUUAUUUUCUCUUUCUUUUCGCCCAAGUAACUUAGAUAAUUCAAAGUGUUGAAGUUUCUCAGAAACUAUAAAUGUUUUCUUUAUUAUUUAUAAUAAUUUAGUUGAUGAAUUUCACAAGCAAUCGACUGAAUUCCAUCUCCGUAUAAACGCCGUCGUCUCGCGAUCUCCGCUGCUUCGUUUGAUCGUUCCUCAGUUAUCUCUGUAUCCUUUGAUUCUUCAUCUGAGACGACGACGACGACAAAGAUAAAGACGACGGCGUUUGAUGUAUGAGGUGGUGAAUUAAAUUAGCUCCUAGUUACCUUUGUACAAAGGGAAAUUUGUUGACUUGACAUCAACAUUAUGGAGACAACGUGCUUCUGCCGAGAUGGCCAUUCAUUGCAGAAUUUGGUUUUGCAUUUCGUUCUCCAUGAUGCGGCUUCUCAGAAAUUCGUUAUGACAGACCUGUGCUAUACUAGUUUAGGAUUUAGUGUUGCUGUUAGAAAUUUGUAAAUAUUAGUUGCCUGUAGAUAAAUGGAGUCAAACUGGGUUGAAGUGUUAGAUAAUGGCCGUAGGACAGCUGACGUCGACUCGAAAAGUAAAGUAGCAUCUCAGUAUGUGGCACGUAUAGUUGGAGCUGGCACUGAGAAGCUGGAGGAGCUAUCAUUUCAACCAAAUUGUAGCUCAUUUUAUAGCAAGCUUGGUAAGAGGAAAAGGACUGUAGAAGGUGAAUCUAAUUGCAGAUCACAUCUCAGGAAAUCGAUACUUAAGAACUACUCAAAUUUCAUGAAAAGUGGACUGCCACAACGUGUUUUAUUCCAUCAGAAUGGUGAAUGGAAUGAUUUCCCUCAAGAUAUUGUUCAUAUAGUCAAAGAGGACUUUCGCUCAAAGAAGGCUGUGAUUGAGGUGAACUUUGGUGGCUUUCAUGUAAUACUUGAUAUUCUAUAUAUGGUUCAGGUAAAUCUUGUUACUGGAUUAGAGAAACCUAUAGCCUGGAUAGACGAAGCAGGUGGCUGUUUCUUCCCCGAUUUAUGUCUCAUUAGUCAUAAAACACAUGACAACUUUGAAAUCCAAUCACAGAGAACUGAAGAAUUCAGUGCUGAUGUGCCUGAUAGGCCAACUAAAAUCAAGUUGCAUCUUGAAAUAGAUUUUAAUGGACCGAAUAAUUGCAAUCUGGAUGAAUGUGUGGAAGAGUCAAAUAUUAGUUUUAAAAAGAUUAAAGUUGAUCCUUUUAAAGAUAAUCAAGAAUUUGCUGUUGAUCAAAAAUCAGAUCCUAAAAUGGAAAUAGUUGCAGAGAAUCAACAGGAUCAGGAAAGUCUGUCUCCUGUAUUAGAAGACACAAUUACGUUAGUGGAUGCAGAAUCUGUUAAAGCUAUGUUUGUUAAGGGAAUGAACACCAUUUGUACGGUGGAUAUAGUCAAAAUUAGUCAAUGCUUAAGUAAAUAUAUGAAAAAUCGCUUGGAACUGUUUGAGAAGCAGGUUGAGAUAACCCAAAGGUAUCGCGGGAACUCCAAUGUUCGGUAUGCUUGGCUUGCCGCUUCCAAAGAGGUAUUAUCUACAAUUAUGAACUAUGGCCUUGUGCAUGAGGCACGUGGGCAGAAGAUUAAUCUUGGAGUCGGAGUGCACCUCAUUGCCCAGGACUGUGCCUCUAAAAGUGCCGCUAGCUGUGAUAUUGACGAAAAUGGCAUUCGUUACAUGGUUCUUUGUCGUGUCAUUUUGGGCAAUGAAGAACUUUUGCAUUUUGGCUCUGAGCAAUCUUAUCCGAGCAAUGAGAAAUAUGAUAGUGGUGUUGAUGAUCUGGAGAGUCCUACUUAUUAUACUGUUUGGAACAUGAAUAUGAACACACACAUAUAUCCCGAAUAUGUUGUGAGCUUCAAGAUGUCUUCAGGAGCAGAAGCCAAUCUAUUUUCAGAAGUGGCUCUGAGUUUGCAUUAUUUCCCAGGGGCUCCAAUAAAGGAAGAAAGCAGGCUUGAUGUCUCUGGAGUUACUUCUCAGGGAUCUGAGGAGCAGUUGGACUUGAAUAAAUUGCCUACAGAAUUGGGGAAUUGUCAGCAAUAUCAAUUUGUAAGAAACACACAGCAAUCCCAUGGUGUUGGUGUGGGUACAAAUAAAUCCCCCAAAUCCCCCUGGAUGCCUUUCUCUAUGUUAUUUGGAGCUAUUUCAGCUAAAGUGUCUCCAAAAGAUAUGAAAUUGGUUCAUGCACACUAUGACUUGUUCAGGAGCAAGAAAAUUUCCCGGAACGAUUUCAUUAAAAGGCUGAGGGUGAUAGUGGGUGAUCAGUUAUUGAAGUCUACCAUAACCAAUCUCCAGUGUAAGCCGCCUUCCGCAUCUCCAUGCUUUAUGAAUGUGCCGAGCAUCUCCAUGCUUUAUGAAUGUGCCGAGCGGGGAGAGUAAUUGUUAGAGGCUAUACCAGAAAGGUGGUUUACUGCUUGGUGGCCAAGAGUCCACUUUUAACAAUCAAUUGUCGUCCCCUUCUCUCUAGCCUCUUUUCUUUGUUUUUGGUGGUAUGUUUCUUUGAACAUUUUGUGAUUAGAUGCAGUUUUGUCAAGACUUACUCUCCUUCUGUUCUUCUAUAUAUGCGACUUCCAUUUCUCUCCUAUCUGUGAUGGCAAUAAUUGGUGCACAACAGAAAUUACAGGAGCAUAAAUUGGUUUUAGGUUGGAUGAACGUGCGGACCAAUUCUGUUCCCCACCCCAUCCCCUCCCUAUCCGUGAAGAGAGUAAAAUUGUAGCCAACAUAGGAGGCACAUUGUAUUUUAACAAAAACAUAGGCAUUGUACUGUAAUCACUUUGAAGCUGAGGGGUGAAAUUUUUCCUUUGUGAUUUGUGAUGCAUAA
Messenger RNA from Solanum dulcamara, 2854 nucleotides. RefSeq names its product inactive poly [ADP-ribose] polymerase RCD1-like. Bases 553 to 2412 code for a protein of 619 amino acids. The transcript is spliced from 8 exons. NCBI's taxonomy places the organism in Eukaryota, Viridiplantae, Streptophyta, Magnoliopsida, Solanales, Solanaceae. Gene Ontology annotation, molecular function: NAD+ poly-ADP-ribosyltransferase activity. The record is from RefSeq and is a predicted model, not a curated record.